This is a messenger RNA of Lactuca sativa (garden lettuce), 953 nucleotides long. Its product is annotated as E3 ubiquitin-protein ligase SINA-like 7. The record is from RefSeq and is a predicted model, not a curated record. Gene Ontology annotation, molecular function: zinc ion binding. Lineage: Eukaryota; Viridiplantae; Streptophyta; Magnoliopsida; Asterales; Asteraceae.
UCGUCGCAGCCGCAGCCUCAAAGGCCGAUUCAGCAUGCACGAAGGAACCGGCGAACCACUCGAUCUACUGCGAUGAACCAAGAGGUGGAUAUGGUUCCCUUGGAAGUGGUGGAUUCCGAUUCCGAUUCAAAUUCCGAUCCUCAACGACUUGAGGCGGAAGACAAAGGGGCAGAUGGUGUACCGGAGGUUGCAGGUGAAGCAAUUCCGAUUGUGGCCACCGAUCCAGACUUGCUAAAUUGCAGUAUCUGUCAUUAUCCGUUGUGUACGCCGAUCUUCCUGUGUGAUGAUGGGCAUACAUCAUGCUAUACUUGCCUAAUCCGUUCAGAGAACAAGUGUCCUUCAUGCAGCGUUCCAAAGGGCUUUAAGCAUUGUCGAGGAAUGGAAAAGCUGAUAGCAUCACUGCGAGUAGAGUGCAAGAACAAGAAGUUUGGAUGCCAAGAGAUAUUGAUGAACCACAAGAGAGCCAAGCAUGAAAACAUAUGUCCGCAUACAUUAUGUUUCUGUCCUGAUUCCUCCUGCGGCUUGGCCGCUUCUUGCAAGCUCCUGUACAACCAUUUCAGUCGCCAUCACUCUGCUAUUCAAUUCGUCUACAAUGCCGUCUUCAAUCUUCGUGUUGAAACAACCCAGAAGCACGUCAUUCUUCAGGAACGGAAUGAAAAGGUUAUCUUCAUCGUCAACCAUGAUGUUGUAGGACAUGGAAGAGUCUUCAAUGUCGACUGCGUAGGACCAGACACAUUUAAGAAUGGUUUUGUGUAUCGGCUGACUGUGAAAUCCAUGGACGCAUGUUUAUCGAUGGAGUGUGUACCCGAAGUCUCCACAAAGUGGAAGGAACAUACUCCUGAUAACAACUAUUUAACCAUCCCAUCUCGUAUAACGGGAUUCGGCCUGCAAGUGUGCAUCAAGAAAGCUCAAAAAGAGUCAUGGUCUUUUAAAGGAAACGGAUUUUAGUCGAA